Molecule: messenger RNA, 435 nt
Organism: Microplitis demolitor
Lineage: Eukaryota; Metazoa; Arthropoda; Insecta; Hymenoptera; Braconidae
Gene: bcn92
Product: LYR motif-containing protein 4
Exons: 2
Coding region: 140-433 (97 amino acids)
Biological process (GO): iron-sulfur cluster assembly
Cellular component (GO): mitochondrion; L-cysteine desulfurase complex
Source: RefSeq, a predicted model, not a curated record
UGGCUUACGAUUCAGUUCGAGUUUUCGACCACGUGAGCUACUAAAAAACAAAUAAAAAGUAUCAUCUGAUUAUUAAAAACCUGUAUAAAAUAUAAAAGCUGGGUAAUUUUGUAUAUGUGUUUAAUGUUAGAUAAAUAUAAUGGCUUAUGGUCGUGAAGCUGUUCUGAAGCUUUACCGUAAUUUGAUUCGUGAAAGUCAAAAAUGGAGUUCCUACAACUACCGUGAAUAUGCUCUCAGAAAAGUACGAGACGAGUUUCGAGAAAAUAAAACCCUGCAAGAUAAUAAUUUGAUACAAGAUUGUUACAAUAAAGGCCUUGAAAAUCUGGAAAUUAUUAAAAGACAAGUGAUUCUGAGUAAUUUGUACGGCACGAGGCCUCUGGUUAUUGAAAACAAACACCUAGGCCAAGACAAAGUGCACCCUGGUGCUAAAUAAUU